GACUUUGCAUUUCUCCACCGCUUUCGCACCUUAAAACAAUCACAAAAAGUCAAUUUCUUUCUAAGUCUUUGUUUUCUCUCUUAUAUAAAUCUCUCUCUCUACUCUCUAUUUCCUCACACCUCAAUUAUAUUAGAGUUUACUCAGACAACAGAAAAGAAACCGAGGACAUGGCGAAUUAUGCACAGGGAAAUGGUGACUUCCCCGCGAUUCCGACUCACGGCGGCCAAUUCAUUCAAUACAAUAUUUUCGGUAAUCUUUUUGAAAUCACGUCGAAAUAUCGACCUCCGAUCACUCCGAUUGGUCGUGGUGCCUACGGCAUCGUCUGCUCUGUGUUGAAUUCGGAGACGAACGAGAUGGUGGCGGUGAAGAAGAUAGCCAACGCUUUUGAUAAUCAAAUGGACGCCAAGCGCACCCUUCGUGAGAUUAAACUGCUUCGCCAUUUGGAUCACGAAAACGUUAUUGGUAUCAGAGAUGUCAUUCCUCCACCUCUACGCAGAGAAUUUACUGAUGUCUACAUUGCCAUGGAACUUAUGGACACUGAUCUUCACCAAAUUAUUCGUUCCAACCAAGGUUUGUCAGAGGAGCAUUGUCAGUACUUCUUGUAUCAGAUUCUUCGAGGACUGAAAUAUAUACACUCUGCUAAUAUUAUCCAUAGAGAUCUCAAACCCAGCAAUUUACUGCUAAAUGCAAAUUGUGACUUGAAGAUAUGCGAUUUUGGUCUAGCUCGGCCAACUUCGGAGAAUGAGUUUAUGACAGAGUAUGUUGUCACCAGAUGGUAUCGUGCACCUGAGUUGUUGCUCAACUCCUCCGACUAUACUGCUGCAAUUGAUGUGUGGUCUGUAGGUUGCAUCUUUAUGGAGCUUAUGAAUAGAAAACCUCUGUUUCCAGGCAAAGAUCAUGUCCAUCAGAUGCGCUUAUUGACAGAGCUUCUUGGCAAACCCACUGAAUCUGAUCUUGGUUUUGUCCGGAAUGAGGAUGCGAGAAGAUACAUCCAGCAACUCGACUCGCAUCCCCGUCGGUCAUUAGCUGAGCUUUUCCCACUUGUUCACCCUCUGGCCAUUGAUCUUAUAGAUAAAAUGUUGACAUUCGAUCCCACUAAAAGAAUUACUGUUGAAGAAGCAUUGGCUCAUCCAUACCUUGCAAGAUUACAUGACAUAGCAGAUGAACCAGUCUGCUUAGAGCCUUUCUCCUUUGAAUUUGAGCAACAACCCUUGGCAGAAGAGCAAAUGAAGGAUAUGAUCUAUGAGGAGGCUUUAGCACUUAAUCCAGAAUAUGCAUGCUAGAGAAGGUAUUUGUAAUAUCCAGUUUUUUAUUCAUUUAUUGAUGUUCCAUAAGCACUACCAGUCCCGAUGUCAUUUGAUGGAGAGCAAGUUUGAACAUGACGCCAUGGGAUCACAGUCACAGUUGAUUAAACAAGAUAUAUCUUCCUUCGAUGGUCUUCAGCACUCCUCUGUAUCUGAAAAUUGAUCCUUGGCUUACUAAUUGUUCACCCCAUCAUUUCCACGACCUUUAUAUUUAAUGUUCUCGAGGUGGAUCACUUCGCAUUUGCAACACUUGUAAACCCUACAACCUUAAUCUGACUCAGUUUUUUCUUUUCUUCCUGUCUUUUCUUUAUGUCCUUCCUGGUUUAGAUCUUUUUAAAGUUUAUCUCUUGUAACAUGUCUUUGUCUGUUUUCCAAUGAAAAUCUAUUGUUAAUGUGAUGCAUAAUUUUUUA
Messenger RNA from Populus trichocarpa (black cottonwood), 1715 nucleotides. RefSeq names its product mitogen-activated protein kinase 3. Gene Ontology annotation, cellular component: nucleus; cytoplasm. The record is from RefSeq and is a predicted model, not a curated record. Gene Ontology annotation, biological process: protein phosphorylation; intracellular signal transduction. The transcript has 6 exons. Gene Ontology annotation, molecular function: ATP binding; MAP kinase activity. Lineage: Eukaryota; Viridiplantae; Streptophyta; Magnoliopsida; Malpighiales; Salicaceae. Bases 168 to 1283 code for a protein of 371 amino acids.